UCGGCAAUUUGGCCAAUCUUUAAAUCAGUUGGCUCAAGUUACUGCAUACAACCAGUCGGACUUUUUUAUGUGUAAAUUUUGUGAAUCGAAAUCAUAUUUAGUUUUCAUUCCGUUCAAAAAUAAAAAAACGAAUCAUUGUUUUAACAUAAAUCCAGAUAACAUUUGUUGAAUAGAAAAUACAUUUUUACGGCGAUUGUUUUAACGAAACAUUUACAACGAAAACACAUUUUUUUUCGCGAUAAAAGUGACCAAAACUGAAAAUCAAAACAUUAUUUGUGAACACGAACUAAAGCAAUUUUUAAAACAGUCAAACAAAAAGGAUUAAAACCGUCCCAAUCAUUGCUAUUUUAUGCACAAGCCGGUUCAACGUGAAUGAAAAGCGGUCGAAAAGAAGCGUGAAGAUAUUUAGGAUUUUAAAAAUAUUGCGAUUGAGUUAAAUAAAAUAACAAAAUGAACGGUUCACCCUAUGAGUUAAUUCAUACAAAUGGUGAUAUGCUGUCGCAUAAUCAACAGAAAGGAUGGUGGACCAUCGGUUUGAUCAAUGGCCAACACAAAUACAUGACAGCCGAAACAUUUGGCUACAAGUUAAACGCAAACGGAGCCAGUCUCAAGAAGAAACAAAUGUGGACAUUGGAACCAUCAAACACCGGCGAAAGCAUCAUCUAUUUGCGAUCACAUUUGGGCAAGUACCUAUCGGUCGAUUCAUUUGGUAAUGUAUUAUGCGAAGCAGAUGAACGUGAUGCGGGAAGUCGAUUUCAAAUCAGCAUAGCGGAAGAUGGUUCCGGUCGUUGGGCAUUACGAAAUGAAUCGCGCGGCUAUUUCUUGGGCGGUACACCCGAUAAGCUAACAUGCACAGCAAAAGCACCAUCAAAUGGUGAAUUCUGGACAGUUCAUUUAGCUGCGAGGCCACAGGUGAAUUUGCGGUCGAUUGGACGCAAGCGAUUUGCACAUCUGUCCGAGUCACAAGAUGAGAUUCAUGUCGACGCAAACAUUCCAUGGGGAGAGGACACUUUAUUCACAUUGGAAUUUCGUAUGGAUGAAGGAGGACGAUAUGCAUUGCAUACAUGCAACAAUCGAUACUUGAAUUCGAACGGAAAAUUGGAAUUGUACUGUACUACCGAGUGUCUGUUCAGUGCCGAAUAUCAUAGCGGCCAUCUUGCUCUACGAGAUCGUCAUGGCUCGUAUUUGUCGCCAAUUGGAUCGAAAGCCGUCUUGAAAUCGCGUUCGCAAACUGUUACACGUGACGAACUAUUCUCGUUAGAAGAUUCAUUGCCACAGGCUUCAUUUGUUGCUGCAUUAAACUUGAAGUAUGUAUCCGUUAAACAGGGUGUUGAUGUAACUGCCAAUCAAGAUGAAAUUGGCACCGAUGAAACAUUUCAAUUGGAAUACGAUUGGACUGCACGGCGUUGGGCAUUACGCACCACACAAGAUCGUUAUUGGUGUUUGUCGAAUGGAGCUGGUAUUCAGGCAACUGGAAAUCGUCGUUGUGCUGAUGCCCUAUUCGAGAUGGUUUGGCAUGGUGACGGUUCGGUAUCCUUCCGUGCCAACAAUGGAAAAUUCUUAGCAACGAAACGUUCCGGCCAUUUAUUCGCAACAUCUGAAUCGAUUGAAGAAAUUGCCAAAUUCUAUUUCUAUUUAAUCAAUCGUCCAAUUUUAGUAUUGAAAUGUGAACAGGGUUUCGUUGGUUUGCGUACCAACAGCACAACAAAAUUGGAAUGUAACAAAGCAACGUACGAAACCAUUUUAGUUGAACGUUCGGCAAAGGGUGUUGUCUAUUUCAAAGGUCAAAAUGGUAAAUACUGGCGUUUGGAGGGCGAUGGCAUCUGUGUUGACGGUGAUGCUCCUCGUGAUGGUUUCUAUUUGGAAUUGAGAGAACCAACACGCAUUUGUAUUCGACAAACAAAUGGACGCUAUUUGGGUGCAACCAAAAAUGGAACAUUCAAACUGUUGGACGAAGGCCGAGACUCUGCCACACAAUGGGAAUACUAAAUACAUAAGUUUAACCAGAUGAAAUAAACAAUCAUUUUCUUUUGAUGUGUGUAAUUGUAUAUCAUUUGUUUUUCUCCGACAAUUCAAUACUUUUCUAAUUCUUCAUAUGAAUAUUAUAUCAAUUAUUGCGAAUGGAACAUAUUUACUUAAAUGAGCGGAAGAAUUGCAAAAAAAAAAACAAGAAUAAUUCACGUAAUAUGAAAACAUAACACAUAUAUAUAUAUUAGUUGACUUAUAUUCGUUUCGUUUUAUUGACAUCUUCUUUCUAUCACCUUUUUUUUAAAAAAAACAGUUCUUUUUAAUAAAGCAUAUAUAUAUCUAAAUAGAUUUAAUUGAUAUUAACAUGAA
Contarinia nasturtii (swede midge) is the source of this 2337-nucleotide messenger RNA. RefSeq names its product protein singed (gene singed). The transcript is spliced from 9 exons. Gene Ontology annotation, cellular component: cytoplasm; actin cytoskeleton. Lineage: Eukaryota; Metazoa; Arthropoda; Insecta; Diptera; Cecidomyiidae. Gene Ontology annotation, molecular function: actin filament binding; protein-macromolecule adaptor activity. The record is from RefSeq and is a predicted model, not a curated record. The coding region runs from base 451 to 1989 and encodes 512 amino acids. Gene Ontology annotation, biological process: cell migration; establishment or maintenance of cell polarity; actin filament bundle assembly.